This is a messenger RNA of Fusarium pseudograminearum CS3096, 951 nucleotides long. RefSeq lists its product as uncharacterized. The record is from RefSeq and is a predicted model, not a curated record. Lineage: Eukaryota; Fungi; Ascomycota; Sordariomycetes; Hypocreales; Nectriaceae. Gene Ontology annotation, molecular function: oxidoreductase activity. Bases 1 to 951 code for a protein of 316 amino acids. The transcript has 2 exons.
AUGUCCAAACUCUACGACGUUCUCAUAAUCGGUGGCGGUCCAGCAGGCCUCUCCUUGGCUUCCACCCUCGCCCGCCAAGUCUACUCAAUCCUCAUUCUCGACUCAGGCGUAUACCGCAACGCUCCUUCAAAACACAUGCACAAUGUUCUCGGCUUCGAUCACGUUGAUCCAGCUUCUUUCAGAGCCAAAGCCCGCGAUGAUCUCGAGAAGCGUUACAAUAGCGUCGAGUUCCAGUCUGCGACGGUCGCUACUGUUCGCAAGACGGGCGAUGGCACCUUUGAAGCUGUCGAUCAGGAGGGAACUGUAUACAAGGGGAGGAAACUUGGUCUUGGGACUGGUGUGAGGGAUGUUUUUGACGGGUUGCCUGAGGGUUAUGCUGACUGUUGGGGACGCGGCAUCUUCCAUUGUCUUUACUGCCAUGGCUUUGAAGAACGAGGUGCAGAGUCAGUAGGUGUCUUUGCAGGCGGCAUGAUCUCCAACGCCGACAUGCUCGCUCAUGUAACGCCUAUGGCCAAACGACUCUCCCACUCAGUAACAGUCUACACCAACGCCAACACCUCUCUCAUCGCACCCAUCCAAAGCAAGAUCCACAGCAGCAAAGUAAACUACGACGACCGCAAGAUAACUUCCUUCACGCUCGUCAACGACGGCCCUGCUGUGAAGAUCACCUUUGAGGAUGGAACGUCCAAGGUAGAAGGAUUCGUGGUGAAUCACCCCAACGUUGUGCAAGCGGCGCCUUUUGCAGAGCAGCUUGGUCUGGAGACAACACCAACGGGAGAUAUUAAAGUCGAUGCGCCGUGGAAUGAGACGGGUUUGAAGGGUUGCUUUGCAUUUGGUGAUGCGGCGACUAUGAUGAGGAGUGUGUUGCAGGCGAUGCACAUGGGGGGAUUUGCGGCGCUGGGAAUGGCGAUGCAGUUGCAAAAGGAGUUUGAUGAGAAGGAUGAGCUGUGA